This is a messenger RNA of Tigriopus californicus, 1169 nucleotides long. RefSeq lists its product as uncharacterized. The transcript is spliced from 3 exons. NCBI's taxonomy places the organism in Eukaryota, Metazoa, Arthropoda, Copepoda, Harpacticoida, Harpacticidae. The record is from RefSeq and is a predicted model, not a curated record. The coding region runs from base 32 to 1126 and encodes 364 amino acids.
AAGUCAAUGGAAUAGUUAGUGAGUUUUCAUCAUGUCAACUAACAGGAUCGCCCUCUUCUUUUGCCUCAUUGGACUCCUAACGGUGUUUCCCUCCUCCUUCGCCGGUCAAGAUUGCACUUGUGGCUCGGAUUGCUUCCGAACCAAUGACACCCGUUGGACCCAAGCUUAUGAAGAUGUGGAGCGAAUUAUCAAACGGAUUCGGGUGGGCAACUUCUUGGCCUUCCCUCAACCAGAUAGCACCAUCAUUCACUUCGAUGGCACGCCCACUUCCUUCGAUGGGUUCUUGUUCCAAAAACGAUUGGCCGCCAUUGCCGCUCUUCAAUUGCCAAUUGACAAGAGCUGUCAUCCGGCUCUUGUUAUCACCUACUUCCACUGGGGAUCGUUGUCUAUGGUACCCAGAUUCUCCAGGGGAUGCAUGGAUCAAUGCAGCACGGCCUCAUACAUCGAUGAAUUUAUUCCCUUCCUGCCCACCCCAGCCAUCCCGACCAAUCCUUUGUCCACGAGUUGCUUAUUGGCUCCCCUAGUUGCCACUGCCUUCCGGACGUGUAACAUCAACACGGGAUUCGGCUCCCAUCAGAUUGCCUUCAUGAAUGACGACAUCCAAACCCCGCCAUUUCCAUGCUUUGCCAGUAACGCUCGCACGGCCGUUAAGAUGGCACCCUUGAGUUCCCCGCAACCCGCAUUUGAGAGCUCUGCCAUGAACUCGAUCGAGGCCUUCGUAACUCCUGAAAGAGCGGAAGCUUCGAGGAAGAUUUUGGAAUGCAUCGAAUCCAAAUGUUGCGGCAACAAGUCAAACACUUCAACGACAAGCCGUUUCAGGGAAUCCAAAGGAACCCUUUUCAUUCAAAAAAGCAGAGAUCUCAAUGCUCUUGAAGUGGACUUGAGUCAGAAUACCAGAGCUCGGGAAAUGUCCAUGAAGAGUGUGAUUGAAGGCGUGGCUAUGAAAGAGGAAUUGAGCUUUAUAUCGAAGGAGCAUCCCCGCAUGUUGAAAUCCACCAUGAGAGCUUGGAAUGGGAUGGAGAAAGAAAGCGAAAGCUUCAAACGGGCUAUGCAGCUGGCUAAAACCAUCGACGAGGAUUUCAUUUUCAAACCUCGAGGGCCGACUUUUUCUCCCCGGUCGGAAUAAAUGUCCAAUCGGUCAAAAUUGAAAUAUUAUCAAUCAGCUCUGA